Messenger RNA from Ochotona princeps (American pika), 3781 nucleotides. RefSeq names its product protein HIRA. Gene Ontology annotation, biological process: regulation of DNA-templated transcription; chromatin remodeling; DNA-templated transcription. The record is from RefSeq and is a predicted model, not a curated record. The transcript has 25 exons. Bases 109 to 3159 code for a protein of 1016 amino acids. Gene Ontology annotation, molecular function: protein binding; nucleosome binding. NCBI's taxonomy places the organism in Eukaryota, Metazoa, Chordata, Mammalia, Lagomorpha, Ochotonidae. Gene Ontology annotation, cellular component: nucleus; HIR complex.
GGCGCGGGAGGAAGCGGCGGCGGCGGCGGUCCCAUGGCCCGGGCGCGCUGAGGGACGCGGCUCUUGCCACAGCCCGGCGGCGGCGGCGGCCACGGCGGCGGCCGAACAAUGAAGCUCCUGAAGCCGACCUGGGUCAACCACAAUGGCAAGCCAAUUUUUUCAGUUGAUAUUCAUCCUGACGGGACCAAGUUUGCAACUGGAGGACAAGGGCAGGAUUCUGGGAAGGUUGUGAUCUGGAAUAUGUCUCCAGUCCUCCAGGAGGAUGACGAGAAGGAUGAAAAUAUUCCCAAGAUGCUUUGCCAGAUGGACAAUCACUUAGCAUGUGUGAACUGUGUGCGGUGGUCAAACAGUGGGAUGUAUUUAGCUUCUGGGGGAGAUGACAAACUGAUAAUGGUGUGGAAGCGGGCUACGUACAUCGGCCCCAGCACCGUGUUCGGCUCCAGUGGUAAGCUUGCCAAUGUGGAGCAGUGGCGGUGUGUCUCCAUCCUCCGGAGUCAUUCAGGCGAUGUGAUGGAUGUGGCGUGGUCUCCCCACGACGCCUGGCUAGCCUCCUGCAGUGUGGACAAUACUGUCGUUAUCUGGAAUGCCGUCAAGUUCCCAGAAAUUCUUGCUACACUGAGAGGUCAUUCCGGCUUGGUGAAGGGGCUGACCUGGGACCCUGUGGGCAAAUAUAUCGCUUCUCAAGCUGAUGACCGUAGCCUGAAGGUGUGGAGGACCCUGGACUGGCAGCUCGAGACCAGCAUCACCAAGCCCUUUGAUGAGUGUGGAGGGACGACCCAUGUAUUGCGGCUCAGCUGGUCCCCUGAUGGGCAUUACCUAGUGUCUGCCCACGCCAUGAACAACUCUGGCCCCACCGCCCAGAUCAUUGAACGGGAAGGCUGGAAGACAAACAUGGAUUUUGUUGGGCACCGGAAAGCUGUGACUGUUGUGAAAUUCAACCCAAAAAUCUUCAAAAAGAAGCAGAAGAAUGGGAGUUCUGCGAAGCCCAGCUGCCCGUACUGCUGCUGUGCUGUCGGCAGCAAGGAUCGCUCGCUGUCUGUCUGGCUCACGUGUCUGAAACGGCCCCUGGUUGUCAUCCAUGAGCUGUUUGACAAAUCCAUUAUGGAUAUUUCCUGGACGCUGAAUGGUCUGGGCAUCCUGGUGUGCUCCAUGGAUGGCUCUGUGGCGUUCCUCGACUUCUCCCAGGAUGAGCUCGGAGACCCGCUGAGCGAGGAGGAGAAGAGCCGCAUCCACCAGUCCACCUAUGGCAAGAGCCUGGCCAUCAUGACCGAGGCCCAGCUCUCCACAGCUGUCAUCGAGAACCCCGAGAUGCUCAAGUACCAGCGGAGGCAGCAGCAGCAGCAGCUGGACCAGAAGAGUGUGGCAAGCAGAGACACAAGCUCAGCCUCCUCAGUCGCAGGUGUUGUCAAUGGGGAGAGUUUGGAAGACAUCAGGAAGAAUCUUCUGAAGAAACAAGUUGAGACUCGGACAGCAGAUGGUCGGAGAAGAAUCACGCCUCUCUGCAUAGCACAGCUGGACACCGGGGACUUCUCCACGGCAUUCUUCAACAGCAUCCCCCUCUCAGGCUCCCUGGCAGGCACCAUGCUCUCCUCUCAUAGCAGUCAGCAGCUACUGCCACUGGACUCCAGCACCCCCAACUCCUUCAGCACCUCAAAGCCUUGCACAGAGCCCGUGGCAGCCGCUGGUACCAGGCCUGCGGGCGAACCUAUCAGUAAGGACAGUGUGAAUGCUACCUCUACUCCUGCCGCACCAUCACCCUCCGUGUUAACGACCCCGUCCAAGAUCGAACCCAUGAAGGCCUUUGACUCCCGAUUCACAGAGCGAUCUAAAGCCACGCCGGGCCCCCCUGCCUUGACCAGUAUGACUCCACCAACUGUUGAAAGGUUGAAAGAGCAGAACCUUGUGAAAGACCUGCGGCCCCGGGACCUCCUGGAAAGCAGCAGCGACAGCGAUGAGAAGGUCCCUCUGACCAAGACUUCCUCACUGUCCAAGCGAAAACUUGAGCUUGAGGUGGAGACGGUGGAGAAGAAGAAGAAAGGGCGCCCUCGGAAGGACUCCCGCCUCCUGCCUGUGUCUUUGUCUGUCCAGUCUCCAGCUGCCCUAUCGGAGAAGGAGGCCAUGUGUCUGUCUGCACCAGCACUUGCCCUGAAGCUGCCGGUUCCAGGCCCCCAGAGAGCAUUUACUCUCCAGGUGAGCUCCGACCCCUCCAUGUACAUUGAGGUGGAGAAUGAAGUGACGGCUGUCGGGGGUGUGAAGCUGAGCCGUCUGAAGUGCAACCGGGAAGGGAAGGAGUGGGAGACGGUGCUCACCAGCCGGAUCCUCACUGCCGCGGGCAGCUGUGACUUGGUGUGUGUUGCUUGUGAGAAGAGGAUGCUGUCAGUGUUCUCGACCUGCGGCCGCCGCCUCCUCCCUCCCAUCCUCCUGCCAUCCCCGAUCUCUACUUUGCACUGCACGGGCUCCUACGUCAUGGCUCUCACGGCUGCAGCCACACUGUCCGUCUGGGAUGUUCACAGGCAGGCAGUGGUGGUGAAAGAAGAGUCUCUACACUCCAUCUUGGCAGGAAGUGAUAUGACGGUGUCGCAGAUCCUGCUGACACAGCAUGGAAUCCCUGUGAUGAACCUGUCCGAUGGGAAGGCAUACUGCUUCAAUCCGUCACUUUCUACAUGGAACUUGGUUUCUGAUAAGCAGGACUCCCUGGCCCAGUGUGCGGACUUCAGGAGCAGCCUGCCAUCCCAGGAUGCCAUGCUGUGCUCAGGACCCUUAGCCAUAAUCCAGGGCCGCACCUCCAACUCGGGAAGGCAGGCUGCCCGGCUCUUCUCCGUGCCUCACGUGGUGCAGCAGGAGACCACCCUGGCCUACCUAGAGAACCAGGUCGCCGCGGCACUCACCCUGCAGUCCAGCCACGAGUACCGUCAUUGGCUCCUCCUCUACGCGCGGUACCUUGUGAAUGAAGGGUUUGAAUAUCGACUCCGAGAAAUAUGCAAGGACUUACUGGGUCCAGUUCACUACUCCACUGGAAGCCAGUGGGAAUCAACAGUAGUGGGUCUGCGCAAGAGGGAGCUGCUCAAAGAGCUGCUGCCGGUCAUCGGGCAGAACCUCCGCUUCCAGCGCCUCUUCACCGAGUGUCAGGAGCAGCUCGACAUCCUGAGGGACAAGUAGCCCCCUGGCCUGCCCCAGCUGCAGCUGGGACAGGGCCGCACCGACACCACCCAGGGCCAGCUCUCCCCGCCUAGCCCGGCCCACAGGGAAGAGGAGACACACGCAGGAAACCGUGCUCCCCGCAGACGGGCCCUGUGACCUGGGCCUGAUGCCGCCAGAGAGGCGGGCAGCCCAGCCCUCCCUGCAGGCACACCUGUGCAGACCAGGGACUGGGACCCGCCCAGCUGCCCCAAAGCAGACACUCGCCCCUGCCCGACAGGUGUGUGCUGCUUCAGCUACAACAAAUGAGCCAUUUGUGAGAGCGAGAAUCCAGACCCCUUAGGUAUUGCGCAGUCAGCCAACAGGCGACCAGAGCCGCAAGUGAACAGAAUGUUGUUCCAACACACGGACUAUUUUUGUACUAGGAUUUGCUAACUUGUAAUAUGGAAUUUUCCUUUGGUCAAUAAUCAGGAUUUCCCUAUAAGUUACUUGGACCUUGGUCACUUGUAGGAAAUUUAAAGUCUAAUUAUGACAGCUACACUGAAAAAAUAAUUGUACUGAAAUUAACUUGUCUAUCUUCAUUUGGUUUUAAUUUUUAAAUGUUUGUAAAAAGAGACUGUUUUUGGGGGGAUGGGACAAAGGG